Messenger RNA from Gossypium arboreum, 1368 nucleotides. Its product is annotated as pathogenesis-related thaumatin-like protein 3.5. Gene Ontology annotation, biological process: defense response. The record is from RefSeq and is a predicted model, not a curated record. Gene Ontology annotation, cellular component: extracellular region. Lineage: Eukaryota; Viridiplantae; Streptophyta; Magnoliopsida; Malvales; Malvaceae. Bases 84 to 956 code for a protein of 290 amino acids. The transcript is spliced from 3 exons.
AUCUUAUACCAAAUUAAAUUUUACACCAAGUGCUACCAAAUCUAGUUUUUUCGUAUUCUUCUUUGUUCUUUCUUCCUCAUUCAAUGGCUAUUCUUCAGCUUUCCAUUACGUUGGCCAUGUUCUUCCUUCAACUGUUAUCAGGUGCUCAUUCAUCGACGUUUUCUAUCGUAAACAAAUGCAGCUAUACCGUUUGGCCGGGGGUGCUAUCAGGUGCUGGAACCCCACAAAUUUCACCUACAGGCUUCGCACUUCAACCCGGCCAAUCGACGUCCAUCCCUGUUCCAACAUCUUGGUCGGGUCGGAUAUGGGGUCGAACCCUUUGCACCGAAGAUUCAUCCGGUAAGUUCUCUUGUCUCACCGGAGACUGCGGCUCAUCGACACUUGAAUGCUCUGGUGGUGCAAUCCCUCCUGCCACCCUUGCGGAGUUUACACUCAAUGGUGCUGGGGGAAUGGAUUUCUUUGAUGUCAGCCUUGUUGAUGGUUACAAUCUACCAAUGAUGAUAUCCCCACAAGGUGGAACUGGAGUUAACUGUACCUCAGCUGGAUGUGCUGCGGAUUUGAACGGUGACUGUCCUAUGGAGCUUAAGGUUGUCGAUGGGAGUGAAGGGGUUGCAUGUAAGAGUGCCUGCGAUGCUUUUGGGGACCCCCAAUAUUGCUGCAGUGGAGCUUAUGCUACCCCAAAUACGUGCAAGCCCAGUACUUACUCGCAAUUCUUCAAAACAGCGUGUCCCACAGCUUAUAGCUACGCCUAUGACGAUGGAACCAGCACCUUCACUUGCACUGGUGCAGAUUAUGUUAUUACUUUCUGCCCUUCCCCUUCCACCAGUGUGAAAUCCUCCAAUCCCAUGGCGGUUGACAUCUCAUCAACGGGUUCCCAGCCUACUUCAUCAGCUUUCAUUGGUGGUGCCAUCACCACCACUUUGGCGGUAUUUUGGCAGUUGCGGCAUCUCUUUUGAGAAAUGACAACCAUUUUUAAUACGGUCACCUUGACCACUCCGCAAAGAUGGGUCCCAGCAAUUUGCAGGCCACUGUCCAAACAUCCAAUAAUAUUAAUCACGGACCUGCAAUUUCCAUCUCCAACUUGAAAGAAAAUAUCUCUUUAGUAUAGGAACAAAAGAUAGAAAUAUAUUGAUAUAAGAUACAUAUCGGCUACUUUUUCAGACAGAAUCUAUUGAAGGAAAAAGAGCUGGCAAAUUGAGGGCUUAUUCUUCGAUUGAUUUAGUAAUGAAUUUGUAGGAAGAGACAAUGAUUAGUUGGCUACAUAAAAAAUUUUUUAGCAAGUGCCUCCUAUUUCUUUCCUAAUGCCAACGGAGACGAGUUCAUUUGUCACUAUUUGUUUAUAAUGAAGUUCAUUUUCUUUUUUCUUUU